Acanthosepion pharaonis is the source of this 1044-nucleotide messenger RNA. NCBI's taxonomy places the organism in Eukaryota, Metazoa, Mollusca, Cephalopoda, Sepiida, Sepiidae. The record is from the annotation of a GenBank genome assembly.
AUGCUAUUCUUUCUUCUUUCCUAUAUUACAUGCCUUUCUUUCUACAUUCAAUUCUUUUCAUUUCCUAUAUUACAUGCCUUUCUUUCUACAUUCAAUUCUUUUCAUUUCCUAUAUUACAUGCCUUUCUUUCUACAUUCAAUUCUUUUCAUUUCCUAUAUUACAUGCCUUUCUUUCUACAUUCAAUUCUUUUCAUUUCCUAUAUUACAUGCCUUGCCUUUACAUCCAUUUCAUUCCUUUUCAUACAUUCUUGAUAUCAAUUCUUUUUCUUUCCUGUAUUACAUGCCUUUCUUUCUACAUUCAAUUCUUUUCAUUUCCUAUAUUACAUGCCUUUCAUUUUCUACAUUCAAUUCUUUUCAUUUCCUAUAUUACAUGCCUUUCUUUCUACAUUCAAUUCUUUUCAUUUCCUAUUUACAUGCCUUUUCUUUCUACAUUCAAUUCUUUUCAUUUCCUAUAUUACAUGCCUUUCUUUCUACAUUCAAUUCUUUUCAUUUCCUAUAUUACAUGCCUUUUCUUUCUACAUUCAAUUCUUUUCAUUUCCUAUAUUACAUGCCUUUCUUUCUACAUUCAAUUCUUUUCAUUUCCUAUAUUACAUGCCUUACUUUCUACAUCCAUUUCAUUCCUUGUAUCACAUACAUUACUUCUGAUAUCCAAUUCUUUUUCUUUCCUGUAUUACAUGCCUUUCUUUCUACAUUCAAUUCUUUUCAUUUCCUAUAUUACAUGCCUUUCUUUCUACAUUCAAUUCUUUUCAUUUCCUAUAUUACAUGCCUUUCUUUCUACAUUCAAUUCUUUUCAUUUCCUAUAUUACAUGCCUUUCUUUCUACAUUCAAUUCUUUUCAUUUCCUAUAUUACAUGCCUUUCUUUCUACAUUCAAUUCUUUUCAUUUCCUAUAUUACAUGCCUUUCUUUCUACAUCCAUUUCAUUCCUUGUAUCACAUACAUUACUUCUGAUAUCCAAUUCUUUUUCUUUCCUGUAUUACAUGCCUUUCUUUCUACAUUCAGUUCUUCUUUCCCCUACAUUACAUUCCUUUACUUAGAUUUACUUUAG